GGCAGAAGGGCGCAUGGAGGCGGCGGGCGCGGCGGGCGGCGCCGGGCCCGGGGACGGGGCGCCCGGCAAGGGGCGGCCGCUGCAGCCCCCGGCCAAGGGGCGGGAGCUGUUCAGGAGCCAGCGGAAGGAGUCCGAGGGCUCAGUGGACUGCCCCAGUGUGGAGUUUGAGUACGGGGAUGCUGACGGCUACGCUGCUGAAUUAUCAGAGCGCCUUUCAUUCCAAAGCGCUUUACAAGUCAUCCACAGCAGAGAGGAAUUACGUCACCCUUCCCGGAAAUGCAUCCGUUUCUGGGGUGGAGCAAGAGCUACCUAACUGUGCUGCAGAACUGUACAGCUACACGGAGGAACUGGAGUUCACCAUCAAUAGGAAGUGCUUUGAAGAGGAUUUUCAAACUCAAGUGCAGGGCAAGAGAUGGCUGGAGCUGGACCUGGCUCAGCAGAAGGCCUAUGUGAUGCGGUUGCUGGACGGGCUGGAGGUGGUCAACAGGGACAAGAGGCUGAAAGCAGCACGAGCUGUCCUUUAUUUGGCACAAGGUGUAUUUGGCGAGUGUGACAUGGAAGCGGAGGUCCUGCAUUGGUCUCGGCACAAUAACUUCCUGCUGUACCAGAUGGGGACUUUCUCAGCCUUCCUGGAGCUACUGAACAUGGAGAUAGACAACAGCCAGGCUUGCAGCAGUGCCCUGAGGAAACCAGCCAUCUCCUUAGCGGAUAGCACAGAGCUCAGAGUGCUGCUGAGUGUCAUGUACCUGAUGGUGGAGAACAUCCGUGUGGAGGCAGAGGCCGACCCGCCCGAGUGGAAGAGCUCCCAGGAGACCUUCAGGACAGAGCUGAGUUUUCCUGUGCACAGUGAAGAACCAUUUGCUCUGUUGCUCUUCACCAUGGUAGCCAAGUUCUGCAGUGGGCACGCUCCGCACUUCCCCAUGAAGAAGGUCCUGCUCCUGCUGUGGAAGGUGCUUCUGUUCACCCUGGGGGGAUUUGAAGCCCUCCAGGCCAUGAAAAUGAGGAAGCGGGAGGAGCUGGGCCUGCCACCUCUCCCGGAGGACAGCAUCCAGGUCAUGCGCCGCAUGCGGGCUGCGUCGCCUCCCACCUACACCAUCGAACUCCUGGACCAGCAGCCGUCGAAACGUGGGCACCGGAGCAGGCGGCCCCUGGUGAAGCAAGACAGCCUGGACAUGUAUAACGAGAGGGACCCUUUCAAGAACGAUGAGGCUGGAGUGGAUGAAGAGGAAAAUGACGAUGUAGACAGCGGGAUUGAGGGGGAGCUGGACCUGAUGGAGCGGGAAGCGAUCAUCCAGGCUGUGCCAGCUCAGCGCCCACCCAUCGAGCGGGUGUCUUUCCCCAAAGGGCUUCCAUGGGCACCCAAAGUCAGACAGAAGGACAUUGAGCAUUUCCUGGAGGCAAGUAGGAACAAAUUCAUUGGAUUCACCCUCGGACAGGACACGGAUACCUUAGUAGGGUUGCCCCGGCCCAUCCACGAAAGUGUGAAGACUCUAAAGCAGCACAAGUAUGUCUCUAUCUCGGAUGUUCAGAUCAAAAACGAAGAGGAGCUGGAGAAGUGUCCCAUAUCACUGGGGGAGGAGGAAGUUCAGGAGACCCCCUGUGAGAUGCUCUAUCGGGCAAUGUUAUACAACCUCCCCCAGUAUAUGAUUGCUUUGCUGAAGAUUCUCCUGGCUGCAGCACCCACCUCCAAAGCCAAGACCGACUCCAUCAACAUCCUGGCAGACGUGUUGCCCGAGGAGAUGCCCAUCACAGUUCUUCAGAGCAUGAAAUUGGGGGUCGAUGUAAACAGACACAAAGAGAUCAUUGUGAAGAGCAUUUCGGCCACGCUGCUGCUGCUGCUGAAGCAUUUCAAACUGAACCACAUCUACCAGUUUGAGUAUGUGUCUCAGCACUUGGUGUUUGCCAACUGCAUCCCGCUGAUCUUGAAGUUCUUUAACCAGAAUAUCAUGUCCUACAUCACUGCCAAAAACAGCAUCUCUGUCCUGGAUUAUCCACACUGCACAGUUCAUGAGCUGCCUGAGCUCACUGCGGAAAGCCUGGAAGCUGGGGACAACAACCAGUUCUGCUGGAGGAACCUGUUCUCCUGUAUUAACCUGCUGAGGCUCCUCAACAAGCUGACCAAGUGGAAACAUUCUAGGACAAUGAUGCUGGUGGUUUUUAAAUCCGCCCCGAUCCUGAAACGUGCUCUGAAAGUGAAGCAGGCCAUGAUGCAGCUGUAUGUGCUGAAACUCUUGAAGAUCCAGACCAAGUACCUUGGGCGCCAGUGGAGAAAGAGUAACAUGAAAACGAUGUCUGCCAUUUACCAGAAAGUGCGUCACCGCAUGAACGAUGACUGGGCUUACGGCAACGAUAUUGAUGCCAGACCAUGGGAUUUCCAAGCUGAAGAAUGCACACUGAGAGCCAACAUUGAAGCCUUUAAUAGCCGGAGAUACGAUAAAUCCCAGGACUCAGAGUUUGCACCGGUGGACAAUUGCUUGCAGAGUGUGCUGGGGCAACGGCUGGAGCUCCCUGAAGAUUUCCAUUACUCAUAUGAACUCUGGCUAGAAAGAGAGGUGUUUUCUCAGCCAAUCCGCUGGGAAGAGUUGCUACAUUUUCAGUGACAAUGACAGGAUUACCUGAACCAAAUACCGUCACAGUAAAGCUCUGAGAUGCUACUUCCUGGGGAAAGGAGAGGUCACUCUCUGACUGGGGGGUUCUGAAGUCUGGCUAAAAAUCUCCCUUAUCAGAAUUGACUUUUUAUAACUAUUCAGACACCCUAAAGUGUGGUGUCCCUAUCUUUUAGAGACCUUCCCUUUCCUCCAAUCUUUUAGAGACCAUCUAAUGUAAACAGACCUGCACGUAGAGGUUGAGGGCCAAAUUCUGAUGUUACACUGGUGACAAUCUAGAGAAACUCGACCGACAUCAGAGGAGUUUACUCCAGGUUUACACCAGGAUAAUGGAAAUCAGAAUCUGGCUCGGAGUAUCUUAACUUCUUUCUUAGCAUUGUUCAUGUAUGAUAAGCUUGCUACGUUUCUAUACUGUGAAAGGUCUUUGCCUUGCCUGACUGCCCUGCGUUGUGCCUAAUGCACUAGAAAUGUUUCACUGAUUCAACUUGGAACGUCGCCUGAGAGAUGAUUAGACAUCCCACUACCAUAUUAACACCUAGAUUAGACAAGUAAUACCUCAAAAGAUUGAAAGUAAACAAUAACUGGCGAUAUUUGACCAUCUCAGCAGAGGCUACAGGCUGAAUAAGCCAAUGGAAACUAAACUACCUUUUUGCCUCUAGAGGUGGAACCUCACUGCUGCUUGCGUUGUAUAACCAAACCUCUGGACUUUGGUUUCCAGAGCUGGCAGUGUGGCAUCUUUCACUACACCUGUGAAUCCAGCACUUUCCUCCCUCACUACAUUCAUUUAACUUUGUAUUGAAGUAAAAUGAACAGUAAGGUAUCUAUGAUGUACAAGUCCUAGCCGUAAAGGAGUUAGACAGACUGAGGUCUGCUCUACUUAAUAUUUCAGUGAGUCUGGACUUAUUUGACUAGACGUUACCAACCUAAACUGCAAAAAGGUGAGAUUCUUUCUCAUCUAUUGUAGGUGCCCAGUUAAUUUACAAUGAUUUGUUCUUCUCCUUCCAGAGAAGAGAGGGCAGCAGGGCCGUUUUUAUGAAGUGCAAUUACUGUAACCUGUUAGAUUUCUACUUAGCUCUUCCUGUUGCCUUGUAAAAUGUCUUGCUGAAAGUGACCCUCCUGACUUUUUGAGACACAGGAAUUUGUUUGGUGUUGGGGGGCUAUUCUUUGUGCUCUAGCGUAAAAUGGUGUGUGUGUGUGUGCGCACGCGUGCAUAGCAUUUCUGUGCUGAGGGAAAAGAAUAGUGAACUGUAUAGCCUAUAGCUUUGUCGUGGUGUGUGAGAAUUUCGGUGUGAGACUUCUACAACUUGGAAAGUUUAGGGCUUAGUAUAAAUGUUCAGGUAUAGUCUACCUUCGCUUAAGCCUGUGUUGCAUGGAUAUAAUAACCGAGAGUUGCUUAUGUGUCAGAACAAAAUCAUUUGUCCAGUAUAUUAAAGUCAGUUGCUAAACCACUGAAUGAGAUUUGGCUCUUGGCAUGGCGUAUGCUCUGUAAAACCCAUGACAGUCAGUAGGAGACCUUGCGAGAGAGACACACAAAAGCAACAUUGAAGGUAUAGUGGCAGUGCCUAUGUGCUGUGAGUUUUCCCAUCAGUACUGGACAGCCAAGGCCUUAGAACAAUCUUGGGUUUUACUUGUUGUUUGUCCUUCCUGAACAGAGGAAUUCAGCUUCUGUAGAAGCAGCACUUGUUAGUAUAUUGCAGGCAAAACUUCAUCAUUUAGACGGUAGUUGUGAUAGCCGCAUCUCAAGGGCACAUGAGAUAAGGCCACAAGUAUUUGUUACGCCAGCAUCGGUGUUCAUUACAACGGAAUGAGGCUGAGAACGGUUCUUAAUGUGGUUUGUAUGAUAAGGCAUUUUUCAAAGAAAUGGCAAUAGUAAAUCUGUUCACUUCUUAAACACAUUGUGUGAAAAAUAAAGCAGAGUGACUUCUC
Messenger RNA from Chelonia mydas (Green sea turtle), 4532 nucleotides. It is a transcript of the gene STRIP2, whose product is annotated as striatin interacting protein 2. The record is from RefSeq and is a predicted model, not a curated record. The transcript is spliced from 22 exons. Gene Ontology annotation, biological process: cytoskeleton organization. Gene Ontology annotation, cellular component: cytosol. NCBI's taxonomy places the organism in Eukaryota, Metazoa, Chordata, Testudines, Cheloniidae. The coding region runs from base 177 to 2600 and encodes 807 amino acids.